AUGGCGUUUAACGUGGAUUCUGUUCGACAAAAAUUUGAGGAUGGAUUUUGGAAGGUGUAUAAGUUUGUUGAGGAGCACAAUCUUGAACUUGUUGAACGUCCUGAUAAGCAUUUUCUUCCAACUGAACAACACCUCACUCAGCUCCAAAAGCAUGUUAUACACAGCAUGUCUAAGCUGAAUUUCGGUCCUGUCAAGGCGUUUAAUGUUAUGAAGACUUGUUUUGGCAGUUUUGAAGACGUGGGCGCAAGCAAAGUUGAAUUUAAGAACUAUAAGAGAUACUCUAUGGUGUUUGUACCGUUCACUGGUAUAGACAAUCAUCACUGCAAUGUUACAUUUGGUGCAGCAUUGUUGGCGUCGGAAACUGCUGAUACGUAUAUUUGGUUGUUAAGAGUUUUUCUUAAAGCUGUUGGUUCUCAACCAGAAGUUGUUGUCACUGACCAAGAUCCAGCGAUGAAGAAGGCUAUUUCUGCUGUAUUUGUUGACACGGGGCAUCAGUUAUGCAUGUGGCAUGUGAUGUAUAAACUUUCUCUGAAGGUUGGUGUUAGGCUAUGCAAUUCCACCAAUUUUAAAGAACGUAUCUGUGGUGUUGUGUGGACGGAUAUUCUCACACCUGAAGAGUUUGAAUCAGAAUGGGAAGCGGUUAUUGCAGAAUUCAAAUUAGAAGAUAAUGACUGGCUAUCUGAUAUUUUUUCACUUAGGAAAUCUUGGAUCCCUGCAUACUAUAGAAUGGAGCAUAUGUCUGGUCUUAUGCGAAUGACAUCCAGGUCAGAGAGUGAGAAUCAUUUUUUUGGUCAAGUGUGCAAUUCGAAAGCUACUCUUGUUGAGUUCAUGACGCAUUAUGAGACUGCAAUAGAAGCACAGCGUCACACACAUCCUGAGCUUAUUGGAGUUGCGGAUUGCAUAAAUCAACGUUAUGAAGAUCAGCCUGAUGGGUUUGUUAAGUUUUAUGUAAAUGACUUCCAACAGCUUUGUACAUCCUUAUUUGAGCUUGAUCCUGAUGUGCAAAGUAUGAUGCGAGAUAUUAUUUAUUCAACCGAAUACACUUUGAACCGUUUAUCUGGUAAUAAAGAGGAGCUAUCCUUAUACAAGGAUCAUGUUCAAUCUUAUAUGAAGAAUGUUCAAGAUAUGCAGAUUGUUGCUCCUCCCGCUAGUUCUAGGGAUAGAUUUGCCAAGAUAACUGGUCAAUAUAAAAAUGACAAGAAUCCGAUAAGAGUCCCUGUAGAUUAUAAAUCCAACAGUUCUGGUUCUCGGAAGCGCCUGAAAUCUAAACAGGAGAUAGCAAUCGACAAAAAGAAAUCAAAGUCGAAACCCGGGGCCAAAGAAAGAUAG
This is a messenger RNA of Helianthus annuus (common sunflower), 1329 nucleotides long. Its product is annotated as protein FAR1-RELATED SEQUENCE 2-like. The record is from RefSeq and is a predicted model, not a curated record. The transcript is spliced from 6 exons. Lineage: Eukaryota; Viridiplantae; Streptophyta; Magnoliopsida; Asterales; Asteraceae. Gene Ontology annotation, biological process: regulation of DNA-templated transcription. The coding region runs from base 1 to 1329 and encodes 442 amino acids.